AUGUCUGCCCCUACUUCCACCGCUUCUCCCCCUCCUGCCUCUGACCUUCCCUUUGCCAACCUUCCCUCUUCCCCUGCUCCUGGUCGCAACUCCACUACUGCUCUGUCCAAGCCUGCCUACGCCUCCGACUCCGACUCUGACGGCCAGGCUCGAGGUGGUCGCCGCAGCCAGAAGCAGCAGUUUGUUGUUCCUCUUCCCACCUCCACCGGCCUCUCUCAGCCCGCUGGUCAACUUCUCAAGGGUGCCACCGAUGAGAACGGCAACCAAAAGUCCGCUGCUCUCCUUGUCGGUAUCAAGCUCGACCUUGAGGCCGAGGUUCACUUGACUGCCCGAGUCAAGGGAGACAUCUGCAUUGGACUCUACUAG
Molecule: messenger RNA, 366 nt
Organism: Fusarium pseudograminearum CS3096
Lineage: Eukaryota; Fungi; Ascomycota; Sordariomycetes; Hypocreales; Nectriaceae
Exons: 4
Coding region: 1-366 (121 amino acids)
Source: RefSeq, a predicted model, not a curated record